GCCAACGAAGCGACUCCCUCCCCCGCCGGAAACCCGCCGGAAACGGAAGACCCCGCCUCCCUCCCCCCUUGGCUGUCCCUGCCCGAGCUGAGGGACGUGCUCGCGGAUUCGCUGAACACCUUCGACCUGCUGCCGAUCGACGAAUCGAACGAGGAAUUUUCCUUCGAUGCUCUGAUGUCGGACGAGCCCGAUGGGCUGGAGAACGCCUGGCUGUUUGAGGGAGCAUGGCAUCAUCCGCCAGAAGCAGGACCAAGCGAGACCUCGAGCCCCCCGACCCCCCCAGCCGACUUCGGCGGCAUCGACCGCCCGGCCUCAACGGAGACCCCAACCCCGCCAGCGAACUCGCCGACCGCCCCUGCCCCGCUGCCGUCAUUCGAAUCCGGGCGGGGAAUUUCCUUCGCCGUGACGUCAGGAGGGUCUGGUCAGCUGGGGAUGGACAUAUUGUCGAUGGCGAUGAUCGGGAACGGUCUCGUUGAAGAAGAACGACCUUCACUGGUUGGGAAUCCCCCGAGAGAAAAGGAACCGUGCGAAAAGGAAGAGAAGCGCAGGAGCCAGAAGCAAGCCAAGGCCGCCGAGUCCGCCAGGAGAUGGCGAAAGAACCAAAAAGCGAAGCUGCAGCAGCUGGCGGCGGAACUGAAGACGGAAGAGGCGCGAGGACGCGACCUCCGCCGGCGCCGAGAGGAACUCGAGAGCCUCCUGGCCUUCGCCAGACUCAAGGUGCAAAGCGUCGCGUUUCGCCCCGUCUCGCUUCGCCCCGCCGCGUUUCGCCCCGCGGGCGUGACCCAGGGUGACCCGCAUCGAUAUGAUAUUCAACGCGUGCUUCCCUUCGGCAAUUUGCAACGUCUGGGUUUUUUGCCUAUC
Molecule: messenger RNA, 861 nt
Organism: Darwinula stevensoni
Lineage: Eukaryota; Metazoa; Arthropoda; Ostracoda; Podocopida; Darwinulidae
Source: the annotation of a GenBank genome assembly